Molecule: messenger RNA, 717 nt
Organism: Talaromyces rugulosus
Lineage: Eukaryota; Fungi; Ascomycota; Eurotiomycetes; Eurotiales; Trichocomaceae
Exons: 2
Coding region: 1-717 (238 amino acids)
Source: RefSeq, a predicted model, not a curated record
AUGGGCGAGUCUGGUUCCAUAACAUCCUUUACUGUUGGAGAGAGAACCGAUAGUUAUUCUCACGGCCAUGGGCACUGUAGUAGCCACGAGCCUCAAAAUCGCCAAGCUGAUGUUGGUGGUCCUGUAUCUUUACAUGACCUCUUCACGCUAGCUGGUGGUGAUGAUCAACAUUCUACAGACGAUGACAACAAUGGGAUUGCGGAUGAUAUUUUUUCUCAUCCAUCAGAGAAUGUGCCAUCGUCCGGCAGUAUUACUAGUGCGGGAGCCUCGCCAGAUUACAGCGACGCUCCAGUCCGCGAUGUUGCUACCCGCCUGGAAGAACAAGCGACCUUUCAAUCAUCGCCAAAACCGCAGGCGAAGUCGGACAGACAUCGCUCAAAACGACAUCGCCACGCGCUCUCUAAGGCACCAUCCGUGAUAUCUGACUCGGAAGACCCCGAGUCUGAUUUUGAGGAUUCGAAGUCUGACGCCGAAACGGAUGGUGACGAAGCUUCAGGUGGCCGGUGGGAAUACACACGCAUUGUGGCGCGCCGUAUUGAUUCUUCUGGUCGUAGGAUGGCAAAAGUUAGGUGGAAGGAUACGUGGGAGCCUGAGGGCGAGCUGAAUGGCUUGGAGACAGCGUUACUACUUGAUGCAAAGCGGAAACAGCGAGAAGAGCAAAGCUCCAAAGAAAUAUGUCUAAAAUGCGGAGCGCGAAAGCGCAAGAAUUUUGCAUAA